CUUUUACGUCGUCUUCACUCGUUCUGAUCGCGAAGAAGAGAAGGGGAAAGCCAUGAACGAGGCUAAGAAGAAGAAGAAGUUAGAUACCUCCAUUGGUGUACCUAACGAUGGUUCGAUAUCAGCUCUAGCGGCAGUUUUCGUUUAUUUGAUUACUGGAUUGUUUCUGGCCGUCGGAUUCUGGGUGGCCCGGAACAAAUUCUCCGCGGAUCUCGUCUCUGAUCCACCUCUCACUAUGUUUCUACUCUGGAGUAUUGAGUUUCCGGUUGUAGUAAUCAUCUUCAGCCUUUUACGGAAUGCCCCAGAGAAAUGUUCGUGUUUUAGAGCUAUUGGGCGAAGCAUAUUAGGACUCAUUUCUGGCGCUUUUCUGAAUGCUUUGGGAGCAAUUUCUUUGGGCGCACCUAUUGGAAUGCAAUAUCUACUAAGAACAGUUCACUGGUCCUUUCUAAUGUCUGUUUUCACGUUUGUACCAGCCACUGCAGUUUUUGGUGCGUCAUGGACAGAUUGGCAUCGUGUAUUCGCUUCGAUGAAACCAAGUGGAAAUGUAGAAUAUAUGAUCUUUAUUCCAGCUUAUGGAGCAAUUAUUGGAGGAUGGUUUGGAGCUUGGCCCAUGCCGCUCGACUGGGAAAGGCCAUGGCAGGAGUGGCCUAUAUGUGUGUGUUAUGGAGCUAUAGGAGGCUACAUUGUUGGACAAAUUGUCUCCUUGAUUUUGAUGUUUUUCCUCAGGAAAGACAAGCAUUUGAAGGUAGCCUAGAAUAGACUGAUGGUGUCUAGACAUGCAGGAUGAGUUUCGGUUUGUUUUGACUUGAUUGCUAGAUUGAGAGGUUACAAUAGGGCAAUGUUUUUGUUAGCUUGAACAGAAGUUUUGUACCUUUUUUUCACAUAGAAUCAAGCAAUUGUUUAUGUGUUCAAAAAAAAAAAUCAAGCAAUUGUUUCAGAAUUAAAUAAUUCUUUAAGUGAA
Brassica rapa (field mustard) is the source of this 958-nucleotide messenger RNA. RefSeq names its product phosphatidylinositol-glycan biosynthesis class F protein. Gene Ontology annotation, biological process: GPI anchor biosynthetic process. The record is from RefSeq and is a predicted model, not a curated record. Gene Ontology annotation, cellular component: endoplasmic reticulum membrane. Lineage: Eukaryota; Viridiplantae; Streptophyta; Magnoliopsida; Brassicales; Brassicaceae.